UAUCAACUGAAAUACCUUUAAUGUCAGUACCGUUGAAAAGAACGAAAACAGCAUUUUUUCGUGAUUGACAAAUAUUCAAAACUGUUUUACAAUGGUUACCUUCGACACAUUUCUUAAUUCUUCAGACUUUCACAAUAACAACAGUGUUGGUCAGAAUUUGACCGAUAUAAAAAUAUCAACAGCGACACGUCUGAAACAGUCGGUCCCGGUUAUCGCCUUAUUUGGCGUGUCGUACUUCCUCAUCUUCGCCCUCUGUCUGGUCGGCAACACCCUGGUGUGCUUCGUCGUCAUCAAGAUCCCGCGCAUGCGCACGGUGACCAACUACUUCAUCCUGAACUUGGCCGUGAGUGACCUCCUGGUGGGGAUCUUCUGUAUGCCGGCCACCCUGGCAGACAACGUGGUGAUGGGCUGGCCAUUCGGAGACGUCAUGUGCCGCCUGGUUUCUUUCAUGUCCACCGCCUCCGUGGUGGCCUCAGUCUUUACUCUGCUGGCAAUCGCAGUCGACAGGUUUUAUGCCAUUGUCCUGCCUACCAAACCUAAAAUCACGGUUACUGCCAUGACCAAGAUCGUCAUCGCCAUUUGGGUGUUCGCCGCCGCCGUCGGUCUGCCACUGAUGAUCUUCAACCGUGAUGAGGUCAUUGCUCACAAUCAGGGGGGUGUGACAUACAUGGUACAUUACUGCAUGGAGCAGUGGCCUGAGUCAGGGUCAUGGACAAAACGGGACAUCAGCAAUUAUUACUCCUUGGCUAUCGUCCUCAUCUGCUAUCUCGCGCCGCUGAGCAUCAUUCUCGUUCUGUACAUGGUCAUCGGAUAUCAGGUCUGGUUCAAAUCAUCGCCGGGGCAGAGGGCAUCUGUGGAGGCCCAGAACGCAAUCAUGAAGAAGAAGAUCAAAGUGAUCAAGAUGCUCAUCGUCGUGGUGAUUCUGUUCGCACUCUUCUGGCUGCCGCUCUACACGAUCAUGUUGGUGAAUGCCUUUGCUCACGACCAGCUGACCCGCCAUCAGAAACACAUCGUGUACAUCUACGCGUUCCCGAUUGCCCACUGGUUAUCGUACUUCAACAGCUCCGUGAAUCCCAUCAUAUACGGGUACUUCAAUCCGAACUUUCGCCAAGGUUUCAAGUCGCUGAUUUUAUCCAGGCAAUACGCCAAUAGCCUCAGUGAAAUGUCUCACACAACAAGACACGGCUAAAAUGAAGACAUCAACUUUCUGUGAUUAUGCAUAUGCAUCACUUUCAAGUGAAGUCUGGUUC
This is a messenger RNA of Branchiostoma belcheri (Belcher's lancelet), 1250 nucleotides long. Its product is annotated as neuropeptide FF receptor 2-like. The transcript has 3 exons. Lineage: Eukaryota; Metazoa; Chordata; Leptocardii; Amphioxiformes; Branchiostomatidae. Gene Ontology annotation, biological process: G protein-coupled receptor signaling pathway. The record is from RefSeq and is a predicted model, not a curated record. Bases 92 to 1189 code for a protein of 365 amino acids. Gene Ontology annotation, cellular component: membrane. Gene Ontology annotation, molecular function: neuropeptide receptor activity; peptide binding.